CAAGGUUCUGUUGUCUGUCUUUCUGCUCGGGGGUAUAAAAACCCAGUGACUGCCAAAGCCAAUCAACAAAUCAUUCAGUUAUCCAAUCAACAUGAAGUUCUUCCUUGCCUGUCUGUUGCUCGCCGCCUGCUUGGCUCUUGGCCAGAGCAGCGCCAUCUAUGGUCCAAGCUACGCAUCGGUUCCCGUUGUCCGUCACGUGCCCGUUGUCCGUCAUGUGCCCGUUGUUCGUCAAGUGCCCGUCGUUGAGUCCGUUGCCGUGCCCGUUGCCGUCCCCGUCGUCCACCGUCCCGCCGCCUACGUCGCUGGCCCCUCUGUGGUCCGCGUCGGCUCUAUCGGUUCCGUCUACGAGUCUCCUCUCGCCUACGGCGGCUGGUUGAAGCAGAAGAAAUAAACGCUUCCUCGAUCCUCAAUCCAAUUCAAAUUCAACAAACUGGACCUAACUUCGACAAACAAAAAACUCAACGAAUAAUGUUCUCAAAUCAACUAUUUUUUUUACAUUUUUUUUUUGUGUUAUUACAAUUC
Messenger RNA from Drosophila albomicans, 522 nucleotides. RefSeq lists its product as uncharacterized. The record is from RefSeq and is a predicted model, not a curated record. NCBI's taxonomy places the organism in Eukaryota, Metazoa, Arthropoda, Insecta, Diptera, Drosophilidae. Bases 92 to 391 code for a protein of 99 amino acids. The transcript has 2 exons.